Molecule: messenger RNA, 2902 nt
Organism: Lepus europaeus (European hare)
Lineage: Eukaryota; Metazoa; Chordata; Mammalia; Lagomorpha; Leporidae
Gene: ECHDC1
Product: ethylmalonyl-CoA decarboxylase 1
Exons: 7
Coding region: 381-1286 (301 amino acids)
Biological process (GO): fatty acid beta-oxidation
Cellular component (GO): cytosol
Molecular function (GO): enoyl-CoA hydratase activity
Source: RefSeq, a predicted model, not a curated record
GUGGGGGUGCCGGGGAGCGGAAGGGGAAGUCACCGCUGCCGGCUGCCGGGUCCUGCGUCCGUGCUUUCUGGUCCUACGGAGUCCCCUCUGGUGUCAUCGGGAAGAGAGUCCUAGCAUGUCGCCGUGGUGCGGCCUCUAGGGCUGUGCCAAGCGAAUCCCCGGCUGCGAGCCGCGGCUCGGCUGCCCGCUGCCCGCUGUCGGCGCAGUCGCAGCGCAGGCUCACUGCCCUCUGCUGGCCGCGGGGACGCAGGGACGAGCGCCGCGGGCCGACGUUGCGAGCAGCCUAUUGGGUUCUGACCUGAAAGAUGAAUGGAUAAUAAUCUUUUGGGGCACAAGCAGUGAUCAGCACUCCAGUAAGGGGAACCAGCUUGUGAAGAGAAAUGGCAAGCAGCCUUUUGAAGACAUCAUCUGUGUCAGUAAGGACCAAAUUGCUACAUCAAACAGGAGUGUCACUUUAUAAUACCUCUCAUGGCUUCCAUGAGGAAGAAGUUAAAAAAAAACUUCAGGAGUUUCCUGGUGGAUCUGUUGACCUUCACAAGGAAGACAAUGGCAUUGGUAUUCUUACUCUGAACAAUCCAAGUAAAAUGAAUGCUUUCUCAGGUGUUAUGAUGCUGCAACUCCUGGAAAAAGUUAUUGAAUUGGAAAAUUGGACAGAGGGUAAAGGCCUCAUUGUCCGUGGGGCAAACAAUACUUUCUCUUCAGGAUCUGAUCUGAAGGCUGUGAAAGCACUAGGAACUCCAGAGGAGGGAAUGGCUUUAUCCAUGUUCAUGCAAAACACCUUAACAAGAUUUAUGAGACUUCCCUUAAUAAGUGUUGCCCUGGUUCAAGGCCGAGCAUUGGGUGGAGGAGCAGAAGUUACCACAGCAUGUGAUUUCAGGUUAAUGACUCCAGAGAGUGAGAUCAGAUUUGUCCACAAGGAGAUGGGCAUAAUACCAAGCUGGGGUGGUGCUACUCGGCUUGUUCAAAUAAUCGGCAGUAGACAAGCUCUCAAAGUGUUGAGUGGGGCCCUAAAACUGGAUUCAGAAAAAGCUUUAAAUAUAGGAAUGAUCGAAGAGGUCUUGCAGUCUUCUGAUGAAAUUAAAUCUCUAGAAGAGGCACAAGGGUGGCUAAAGCAAUUUAUCAAUGGGCCGCCAGAAGUAAUUAGAGCUUUAAAAAAAUCUGUUUGUUCAGGCAAAGAGCUUUGUUUAGAAGAGGCAUUACAGAAUGAAAGAGAUCUUUUAGGAACAGUGUGGGGUGGAACUGCAAAUUUAGAGGCUAUUGCAAGAAAAGGAAAAUUUAAUAAGUAGUUUUUAAAAAUAUAAAUGUACUCCAAUGAUUAAUGUUUUAACAUUAAAUGUUCUUGAAUAUGAAUAUCUGAAUUGCUUUGAAAGCUACUACUAGUUUUUAGUAAUUUUGAAUGCUUGUAUUCAUGGGCCUAGUUCUCACCAGAUAUUCAUUUGGAUAUUUAACACAUAAUCUGGGACAUUGGCUAAAACAUAUACCACUUAUGGGCUUAAAAAUUAUUGCUGGAGUAGUUUUUAGUUUAAAACCAAAGAUUAGUUCUUAAAAGGAAUUAAUUCUACACAAAAUCUGUUCCUAGGAUUAUCAUAAGAUUUUUGUGAUCUUACCUGGAAAUAAUUUACAAAAGUAACUGAAUGAACUUUGUAGUUCAAACUGGGAAGGGAUUGGAUAUAACAAGAAAGAAAAGCUGUCAUUUCUUUCCCUAUGCAUAGGGAAAUGACCCUUCAUUUUGAAAAAUGGUAUGAUCCACUAGUAAAUCUGGAGCCUUACUUACUUGAUCUUUUCAAUGAUUACUUUUCUAUUCAUAAUGGACAAUCAUUUGUGUUCCUAGAAUCCUGAAUUAGUAUACUAUAGCUCAUAACAGAUUUAAUGUUGAGACUACUCAGAUUCAUAUAUCACAUUUCAAUUUGAAUUUUUUAAAUAGCUAAUUUUUCUUUUUCUCUUUUAAAUAAAAAUAAGUGAAAUUUUUAUGAUCAUGUUGGUAAUAUACACCUUUAAAAAAUAUAUGUUAAAGAAUUAAGUCUGAAUUCUAUCAUGAGUUAAAAUGUCAAAACAGUGACAAUUCUCCUUUGCUGUUUUUGUUACUGUAAUUGUCAUAUUAGAGAAUUAUAGUAAAAAUGAAUAGGUUUUAUCAACAUCCUACUCUUUUGUUUUGAAAAUAUGGUAGAACAGCCGGCGCUGCCACUCACUAGGCUAAUCCUCCACCUGCUGCGCCGGCACCCCGGGUUCUAGUCCCAAUUGGGGCGUCAGUUCUGUCCCGGUUGCUCCUCUUCCAGGCCAGCUCUCUGCUGUGGCCCAGGAGUGCAGUGGAGGAUGGCCCAAGUGCUUGGGCCCUGCACCCACAUGGGAGACCAGGAGGAAGCACUUGGCUCCUGGCUUCGGAUCAGUGCAGUGCGCCGGCCGUAGUGGCCACAUGGGGGGUGAACCAACGGAAAAAAGAAGACCAUUCUCUCUAACUCUGUCAAAAUAAUAAUAAUAAUAAAAUAUGGUAGAACAAACUCAUGUUACUUUGUUUUCAGAGACAAAUUAUAGAUUACCAUGUUAACAUAAUACUUAUUACUUUGCCAUAGAAAUAAAAGCUGCCUCCCAAAAGUGGUCUGCACUACAGCAUUUUGUGUUAUGUGAAUUCAUGUCUACUGAUAUUUUUAAGUAAUAUAAUGUGCCAUGUAAUCCAGUGUUAGACUUAUAAGGAAGAUAUAAAGUAUUUAUGCUAUCAACUAUUUGAGAAAUUUACAUGUCACAAGCUUUAGGUUUACUUCCACACAUACUUCUUCCAUAUAUAUGCCUGCAGAUUCUGUUCAAAUUUUCCCUAUGAGGAAAUCACUUUUCUGAGCAGAUGACCAUUUAAGCUGUGUACAACCAAUUUAAACCAUCAUCUUUCUAGUUACCUUUUCUACAAAUG